This is a messenger RNA of Xenopus laevis (African clawed frog), 2384 nucleotides long. RefSeq names its product COMM domain containing 7 S homeolog (gene commd7.S). The record is from RefSeq and is a predicted model, not a curated record. Lineage: Eukaryota; Metazoa; Chordata; Amphibia; Anura; Pipidae. The transcript is spliced from 9 exons. The coding region runs from base 704 to 1300 and encodes 198 amino acids.
CAGAAGGAAGAAAUAGAAUUUUCCUGGGUGACGUUUGGACUGUCAGCUCUUUUGGGCAGAGGAGUGAUUGUCAUUUUGACUGCUGCUCUCUAGUCGGUCUAUUCUACUACAACACUAAUAACUAGUAACUGGGGGCGGAGUCAGGAAGAGACAGGAGCGGAGUAACUGUGACUGAGGAGCCAAUCAGAAGGCAGGAUGGGAAAGAGACUGGUCGGGCGCUACAGUAAAGGAGCAGCAGCAGCCGAAUGUGUCUCACUGUCCCGGGGCUUGUGCACAAAUAAAUACGGGGCAGGGAGGCAGAUUAUAGGGACUGGUAGCCGCCUCUCAAACAAACGUGACUGCAAUAAGCCCCGCCUCUCACGUGAGGAGACGUUGCGGCUCAGCGAGUCGCUCUCAGGUCUGUGGUACCUCAAAGCUCCUCCCCUCAAUGACUUUCAUCCCAGCACAUCUACCAGAGGCGGGGCCUGGCUGCUCUAAACCAAUAGCAGUUUCUUCCUGUACCGCCGAAUGCCCCGCCCCCGGACUAGCGGCCUCCUCUGUCUCAGUUCUCCGCUCCUGAGCAGCGGCACCGACUCUACAGCUUCCCGGGACUCCCGCUCUUUCCUGCCUGAGCUUCAGUCCGUCCGCUCGACUAAGUAAUCGGGAGAGAGGAGGAGUUUACGGAACAAACACGGCUGCUCGGCCUGAAGUGUCUUUCACUGCCAUGUCCCUCCGGCAUUCCCUGGGGCCUCUCCCCGACUCCUCCCUCGCCGACAUCCACAACCUGCAGCAGCUCACUUCCCAGCAGGUCUCACGUCUCUGCAACAUCAUCUUUGUAUUUCUAAAGGAGCAGAAGGAGCAGGACUUCCAGCCUCAGAUUGAUGAUUUUGCCAGGGACAAUGGGAUCAGCCUUGGGCCAUUGAAAAGCAUUGUGAAAAGUACCUUCCUCAUCCUCAAUGAUGCAUUAAAAAGGAAUGUGAGUGCGGAGCAGCUGAGAGCAGAUUUGAUAGGUCUGGGACUCGAUGAAGAAAAAGCCUCGUACUUUGAGCAUCAGUGGGGCACUGACCUGUCGCUGCUCAGUUGGAUGGCUGCAGAACGAACAUUACUGAUAAAUCAAUUGGUCGACAUGGAGUGGAAAUUUGGAGUUACAGCUGCCAGCAGCGAGACGGACAAAUCUGGAAGUAUCUUUCUACAGCUGAAGAUGAUGAUACGGAGAGGCAGCGUCACUGAGCCCGUGUAUGUAGAGCUGACGCUCCCUCAGUUCUACAGUUUCCUGCAUGAGAUAGAGCGUGCCAAGAACAGCCUGGAAUGCUUCAGCUGAGGGGCCUCAUGAGGGCUCACUCCCUGCAUCUCCACUGGCACCUCCACUGGCACCUCUCAGGUUCCACCGCUGGCACAUAAACUGAACUGAUGAACUUCCCAUACCAGUGACAUAAGGAACUCACCCCCAAACUGGAACAGGGGCUCAUGACUUUGUACACUGGGUGCCCUGUCUCACCACAUUUAUAUACUCUAUACUCUACUGUAUACUCUACUGUAUACUCUACUGUAUACUCCACUGUAUACUCUACUGUAUACUCUACUGUAUACUCUACUGUAUACUCUACUGUAUACUCUACUGUAUACUCUACUGUAUACUCUACUGUAUACUCUACUCUAUACUCUACUGUAUACUCCACUCUAUACUCCACUCUAUACUCUACUGUAUACUCUACUGUAUACUCUACUGUAUACUGUACUGUAUACUCCACUGUAUACUCCACUGUAUACUCCACUCUAUACUCCACUCUAUACUCUACUGUAUACUCCACUGUAUACUCCACUGUAUACUCCACUCUAUACUCCACUCUAUACUCUACUGUAUACUGUACUGUAUACUCCACUGUAUACUCCACUCUAUACUCCACUCUAUACUCCACUGUAUACUCUACUGUAUACUGCACUGUAUACUCCACUCUAUACUCUACUGUAUAGUCCACUGCAGCAGUAACAGGCCCCUAUCAGCCCAGUAGCAGUGCACUAUUAGGAGAUCUGUCCCUUUUCGGCCUCUGGAGCAUUAUUCCCCCAACAUCAUUGUGUAUUCAGGCUGUUUAAUAUCCCCCCGUACUGUAUAUAGUCCAAUGUGCUUGGGCGGUUUUGCCAAUUCCAGUGUUACUGUCUGACCAGCUGGGCGAGGCCAAUAAUCCUGUGACACCAGUUGAUUGAGAAUUCUGGGCCCUGAUUUCUCUCCGUCAGCUGAAAGGGAGUCUCAGCUCUGUGGAUCCUCCACUGCUUGUCCAUAGGGGCAUAAACUGACCAAUCAGCUGUGCCAGCAGCUCAGUGCCAUCCACACCAGCCAAUCAUGUGUUUGUACAGAAGAUACAUUUCUUUGGAUUGCAUUUCAAUAAAGAAAGAUGUAAAUGUAA